ACACUCAACGCAGUGGCACCUGUCCCCUGUCGGAAAGAGCUAAAGUCGAAGAUCACAGCGUGGCAUCGUCAAGAGGCACAAUUAGCUUAUAGCAAACCAACUCAUGGGGUGGUAAACGAUGACAAGAAGUUCGCUGUGGCGCUCGAUGUGUCGCAGUUCAAGCCACAGAAGAUAAUAGUGUGCAUCGACGGAAGAGAUGUCAUCAUUGCAGGGCACCAGAAGCUGAAGGCCGAUCACGGCUUCAAAGAGAGGUCAUUCGUCCGUAGGUGGGCUCUGCCCGAAGACGUCGACCUCAACGCGGGGCGCACUCAGCCGCUGGACGGCGUGAUACUGGAGAUUGAGGCUCCGAAGACUGGCGAGCUCACCAACAGGAGAGUACUGCUAUUA
This is a messenger RNA of Ostertagia ostertagi, 387 nucleotides long. Lineage: Eukaryota; Metazoa; Nematoda; Chromadorea; Rhabditida; Trichostrongylidae. The record is from the annotation of a GenBank genome assembly.